Molecule: messenger RNA, 638 nt
Organism: Vanessa atalanta (red admiral)
Lineage: Eukaryota; Metazoa; Arthropoda; Insecta; Lepidoptera; Nymphalidae
Gene: RpL11
Product: 60S ribosomal protein L11
Exons: 5
Coding region: 18-611 (197 amino acids)
Biological process (GO): translation
Cellular component (GO): cytosolic large ribosomal subunit; ribosome
Molecular function (GO): RNA binding; structural constituent of ribosome
Source: RefSeq, a predicted model, not a curated record
UUCAAAAAUUUGUAAUCAUGGCGCGUGUACCACCGCCUGCAAAUCCUGCCCUUAAAAAGGAUAAGAAGGAGAAAAAGAUUCCGAAAGACAACUCUAAAAAUGUUAUGCGGAAUCUGCACAUAAGAAAACUCUGUUUGAACAUCUGUGUUGGUGAAUCUGGUGACAGACUGACACGUGCUGCUAAGGUGUUGGAACAGUUAACUGGUCAACAGCCCGUUUUCUCCAAGGCCCGUUACACUGUCAGAUCUUUUGGUAUCCGUCGUAAUGAAAAAAUUGCAGUUCACUGCACUGUCCGCGGUGCUAAGGCCGAGGAGAUCCUUGAAAGAGGAUUAAAAGUGAGGGAAUACGAGUUGAGACGCGACAACUUCUCAGCGACGGGUAACUUUGGUUUCGGUAUUCAGGAGCACAUUGACUUGGGUAUCAAAUAUGAUCCUUCUAUUGGUAUCUAUGGUCUCGACUUCUACGUCGUUCUUGGAAGGCCAGGAUUCAAUGUAGCACACAGAAGACGUAAGACUGGCAAGGUUGGGUUCCCCCAUCGUUUGACUAAGGAAGAUGCCAUGAAGUGGUUCCAACAGAAAUACGAUGGUAUAAUCCUUAACAGCAAAAAGUAAAAUAAGUAAUAAAUGUUUAUAAACACG